CGAAGGAGAAGAAGAAAAUACGGAAGUACGGCUCCCAAACACAUUCCCGUUGGAAGAGUAAAAUACUGCAGAUUGCCGUAUUUGCUUUGAAACGAAGCAUAUCUUGGACUAAAUAUUCAGUUUCAAUAAGACGAUGGGCACUAGAGACGAUGAAUACGAUUAUUUAUUCAAAGUGGUCCUUAUUGGGGAUUCGGGUGUGGGAAAGAGUAACCUGUUGUCCCGCUUCACCCGCAAUGAGUUCAAUCUGGAGAGCAAGAGCACCAUUGGAGUCGAGUUUGCCACGCGGAGUAUCCAGGUGGAUGGCAAGACGGUGAAGGCCCAGAUAUGGGACACAGCGGGUCAGGAGCGUUACCGAGCCAUAACCUCAGCAUACUACCGUGGGGCCGUUGGUGCUCUCCUGGUCUAUGACAUUGCCAAGCAUUUAACUUAUGAGAAUGUGGAGCGCUGGCUGAAGGAGCUGAGGGAUCACGCUGACAGCAACAUUGUUAUCAUGCUGGUGGGCAACAAGAGUGACCUGCGCCACCUCAGGGCUGUUCCCACUGAUGAGGCCCGGGCUUUUGCUGAGAAGAAUGGCUUAUCUUUUCUGGAGACAUCGGCUUUGGACUCCACCAAUGUAGAGACGGCCUUCCAGACCAUUCUGACAGAGAUUUACCGUAUCGUCUCCCAGAAGCAGAUGUCGGAGCGCCAGGAGAGCGACAUGUCUCCCAGCAACAACGUGGUUAAUAUCCAGGUGCAGCCCACUGAGAACAAACCAAAGAUGCAGUGCUGUCAGAACAUCUAGCCCAGCCUCAGAUCCGCUACUAUCUCUCCCCCCGAUUCCCCCAUUUCUCCCCCUCCUUUCCUCCCUUGAUCCCCAUCAUCCUUAAGCCCCGCCCUUGGAUAAUAGACUGCCUCUACAUACUGUUUGGCGUGUGGGGAAUGAGCCACAGCUUCGAAGCUGUGAUCUGAUCUCUGCACCUACCUCCUCCUGCUAACCCUAUUCUUCCCCUUCCCCAGGUAAAUAUUAUCCCAGUUUAGGGUGAACCCAUGUGGGGUGGCCCUCCCUAAGCAGAGCCCCGUUGUCUUUAGACUACUGCAGGACAGCAAGCAGCAGGCAUUUCAUAUCACGUUAGAUUUCAUUACUGCAGAUGCGCUGACAUGUCACAAAAAUGUCUUAAUAUAUGAAUGUGAUUUGUUUUCUUCUUCUCAAGCUCAGUGCUCCAGUUGAUUUCUCCACCUUUUUUUAAUGUCUUGUAUCAUAUAUCUGCUACUAAAUCUGAAUUUAAAGCACAUCAAAGUUGCUGAAGUGUAUUCCUAUAUCCAAGCUUUGCCUCUGUUAUUUUAGCGCCCCUCACCUCCUCUUUAGUGCAAUGUACUGUUUUGGAAACUACGUGGAUGUAUCGAGCACAGUGCGGACGUUUGCUCUGGUAGUGUCAUGCUGUUUGAUGUGAUUUCUGUGAAUAUGACGCCAGACUCUUUUACAUUUGUUGAGCUUCAGUUAGCCGGAAGGCCAGGGGGGUGUAGCUAGCAUGUGGUGCGCAGCCUGGUAAACUUUGUCGGCAUCGUCGCUGCAUUUGCAGCAGGUGACGGGUCCGUGACAGCAUGCUGAAGAUGGACCUCUGACGUCCAGGUGGUUGACUUGAACUGGACUAAAUGUGGAACACUAUCAUCAUUUUAGGAACCCUGAACAGGAAGCCUGUGCAUUUGAAUUAUCAUGUUCUAUUUUAAGUGGCUGCAUACCGAGUUACUCAUGCUCACGUUGAACGGGACUGAAUACACAAUAAAUCUAUCAGGCUUUUUUGCUCAGCAUUAAGAAAACAUGCAUUAAUUUCCAACAUAUUUGACCACUAUGCAGAAACUAGCACAUGGCUGUUUGGGUUUUUUCCUCUAAUGCGACUUCUAUAGCAAGUGAAGGAAAAAGAAGUAUGAGUAAAGUAGCUGAUAGCAGUCUUGUAUGACAUUCCUAUUAUAGUCAGUAAUCUUAUAAUGUGAAGUUUCCUGUUGUCUAGCCAAUUCUGCUUUGCAUGUAACCACAGUACUGUAGUUAAGACACACUGAGAAAGUAGGAAGAUGUUUUUCAAGGUUUGAUUUGCUUAAUAAAUCAUGCACUUAAGUAUAAGAGCUGAUCUAGUAAACAUGCUUACUUGUUUAGGAUUAGACUUUUGCUGCACAUACAAAAUUUGGACCUCUUUUGCCAGUUUGGGACACCCGGUCCGUUUAAGAACCAAAAAGUGACGUGGAGUCUGAAUCUCAAAAACCUAAUUAAUGUGUGAAGUUGCUUCUCUGGCAAACAACAAAAAUUAGUGGCUUAAGCUUCUGGCCAACUUACGAAUGCCUCCUCGACCUGUGGAGACCGCUUCUCAUACACUCACUAACAGCUCACCGUUGUGUCCGCCUCCUCAUUAACCAAGCUUUGUGUGUCUCUCGAGGAGGAGGACAGCCAUGUUGCCCCUGUCACAUAAAGCCUACGCACACCAAGCUGCCUCUGACUUCAACACAAUGCAUGGCUUUGUGUACGACUGCACCUCCACAUUGUAUCGCCUUAUGUAGCUAACAUUGUCAUUACCGUUUAUGAAAUCUUGAUGGUUGGUUAGGCUUGGCUAACUAAUACAACAUGCUUAACGAGUUAGCUCAGUUUAAUCUGCUAACUGGCAGGCUCCUGCUAAAAGCCUUCAAGCUGAAAUUUCAGGUUAUAGCAGACAUAUACAAAGCCCGACCUUGGUGUAUGUGUCUAGCAGCUGAGGGUAAAUGGGUAACUCCAGAAUGUGUGAGCUUUAGCUGGCCGUGCCAAUGGCGUUUUAUCGAACAGACGGCACUGUCGACUGGGCCUCUCCAGACUUGACAGCAGGAAAUCUGUGGACAAAGUAAUUUCUUUCUUCUGACAAUAUGAUUUCUUGUUUCAUGUACCUUUGUUGUCUUCAUUUUUCCCUUGUGUGUGUAUGUGUGUAUGUGUGUGUGUGUUUCUUUGUUUUUUUAAUAUGUGUUUUGAUUUCUUUUUUUUAACUAUUCUAUAACUGACUGUAAUUUCAGUGUAAACACGUAAGUGAGAAAUUAUGUCAUUUCAAUGAAUUUGGAGCGUUAAAUAUGAGAACGGGUCAAAAUGAACGGUUUUGUUUUGUACAGAUUGAUAAAUUGUACAAUUGUGUCUAUAUCUUAAGUUAUGGAUUCAUCUUAAUAAAGCGCACCAGUCAAAAACC
Molecule: messenger RNA, 3176 nt
Organism: Oreochromis aureus
Lineage: Eukaryota; Metazoa; Chordata; Actinopteri; Cichliformes; Cichlidae
Product: RAB11a, member RAS oncogene family
Exons: 5
Coding region: 134-781 (215 amino acids)
Biological process (GO): exocytosis; melanosome transport; neurotransmitter receptor transport, endosome to postsynaptic membrane
Cellular component (GO): axon; postsynaptic recycling endosome; transport vesicle
Molecular function (GO): GTP binding; GTPase activity
Source: RefSeq, a predicted model, not a curated record